Molecule: messenger RNA, 1523 nt
Organism: [Torrubiella] hemipterigena
Lineage: Eukaryota; Fungi; Ascomycota; Sordariomycetes; Hypocreales; Clavicipitaceae
Source: the annotation of a GenBank genome assembly
AGGCACCGUGCUUUUAUUGGUUUCGCUGCUGUGGUGAACCCCAGACGCAGGUAGGUGGUAGUUUUACGGUGGUGUUCAGGCUAUGCGUGGCCGGGCAAAUGCCAGCUCCCGCCCACUCCGUUAUUAAUAGCGCGUCUCCCAUUUCCCCCGGUAGGUCUUGUCUAGACUGUUCUCGUGUUUUUUUUUUUUUGAAUCUCUCGGCUCUAAUUCAAAGUCCUUCGUUUUAAUUCUUCGUUUCUCAGCUCUCGUUCAGCGUUCAUCGCACCAAUCGUUCUUCUUUCUUCUGUUCUCUUGUCUUAAUUAAUAGUCCGAAAAUCUUCUAUUCCCGACAAUAUCAUCAAAAUGGUUGCCCUCCGUACCGUCCUCGCUGCCAGCGUCCUUGCUGUUGCCUCUGCCGACCUUACUAUCGACCCCAACAGCGUUCCCCUCCUUCAGAGAGAGGGAUGGUGUGAAGACCAGCGCAGAACCUGCCCCAUUAUUUGCCAGCAAGUUGAACCGCGCACAACCAAGAUCAACACCUGCGACGCUAAAACCCUCCAGUACGGAUGCCUUUGCGGCAACAACUUGCAGCCCAACGUCUCCGAGUACUCUCUUUCCAUCCCCUACUACGUCUGCCGGGCCUACGUCCAGCAAUGCCAGACUGCCUGCAAGAACAACAACAUUUGCCAGUCCAACUGUGUUGAGCAGCACCCUUGCGGUGCCACCAACCCCACAAGAGUCAACAAGACCGAGAAGCCCGCCGCCAGCCAUACCAGCGACCCUAGCCAGACCUUCUCUGACGUUCCCGGCGCCAACAAGAACGGUGCUGCUGGAGUUCUCGAGACAGCCGGCCGCUCCUACGGCCUUGCUGUCGUCUUCUUCAGCAUGUUUGCUGGCUUCGCCAUGCUCUAAACUUGCAGUGCAGCAGUUGGAUAUCGGGUUUGCUUUUAGCUUGGAAACGGCCAGGCGACGACAGCGAGGAGUGCUAUCAUUUUUUGCGAUCAACUACGGUUUUCUUUUUCAUUCGACCCUUUCAACGUACAUAUAGAUACGUCUGCUAUAUACUGGUAAUACUAAUCUAUUCACCCAAGUGUUUGUAUGGUGUACGCACAAUGUAUGUGACGCUUGUGAAAAGCCUAUUCCUUGUCAGCCAUCGUGACAACUAUCCUAGUGUGCGACUGGCCAGGAAAUUGUAUCACACGCGCAACGAAAGCUGGUGUGAGUCUAUAUGCAGGAUGGCUCACGUGCGGCUUAAAGGUAAACGGCUGCAGCAAACUGUGGCGCAAAGAGAGCUUUUGACGGGCGUUUGUGACUAUUUCGGAUGGUAGCCUUGAAGUAGUAGCUCUUUGUUCCGCCAUAGCUAGAGCUACGCGUAGAGUAUUGACAGUAUAGGCUAGCUACCAACUUGCGACUGAAAUUUAGCGGUGCUUCCUCCACAUGCCAAAAAAAAAAGGCACCAAGCCCAAUAAAUCCAACGCUUUUGCAAGCGUGCAUGCGUUGGUUAGUGCAGCGUUGCAUCCAGCAAUUCCAGCAACAGGAACGAG